Molecule: messenger RNA, 13119 nt
Organism: Pocillopora meandrina
Lineage: Eukaryota; Metazoa; Cnidaria; Anthozoa; Scleractinia; Pocilloporidae
Source: the annotation of a GenBank genome assembly
AUGGCGGACAAGGGUACAUUUGUUGGCGCAAGGUUACGAGUGUCCACAAACGAAGGAGAUUAUGAAGGAACGGUCCAUAGCAUAGAUGUGGAAAAGAGGAAGGUUACGCUAAGUAAAGGUGAGUCAAUCCUUUUCAAUGAUGCGAAUUAGAUUACUGUCAUUCGUCCUUGAACAACCUCACCGUCCAGGAAGGAAUUGAACUGAUUAAUUUCGCAGUUAGGAAUAUUAAAUCUUACUUUCUUGGUUUUGCAUCCGCCUACCUAUUAAUUUCCGAAACAAUUAUUUUCAUUUAAGUUUAUUUAAGAUACAUAACUGACAGAUAGAGGAAUCGUGUGGCGAAUGUUUUUGGUACUGUCUGGCAAACGAAAUGUCAAAUUGAUGAGUUGUUAUAAUAGCACAAUGUGGUCCAUUGUUAGCUAUGGUUGCAUUACCACAAUAGUCACUUUUAACAGUUUUUUACUUGCUAGAGGGAGGAAAAGAUCAUACAUUCAGACAGAUAUCGCUGAUCGGAGAAUUCUACGGCAUCUAGGCAGAAUCCUCCUACUAAGUUUUGAUGACCUAAGCUAUUUUUUAUUCAGACGUGGAAAACAUUAUCAUGUCACUUUAAAAAUUCUUAACCCUUACAUUUCCAAAGAAGCUGACAAAGAGAAUUUGUUUAACAAGCAAGAGCUGCUAUAGUUGGUGAUCAUCUCCUCUAUUCUGGUGACUUUCAUGUUUGAUUCAGGUGUAUUAUUGUGAGGUGAAAUUAGAUGCUAGUCACUCUUAGGGGUAAGGGGUUAAUAAAAAAACCUGGCAUGACGAGCCUAGAGUUACAUUGCUGCUCAAGCUUACAAUGCAGUGAGCAAAUGAAUAAUGAGGAAAAAAAUGCAAAGAGAGAGCUAUAGUGAAACAAGAUUUAUUUAAUUGGAGCAAAGCGAGUUCUAUUCACAGGUGUGGCAAAGGACUUGAAGCCAAGAUCUCUGGCUUGCAAGUUCAGGAUUCCUUUCACUAGUGAUGCUGCUUCUACACUGAGAAGAUACAACUCUCCUGAAAGGAAAUCAUGCUUAUCUCAUAUUUUUAUUUUUGAUAUCUAGUGGUUUCAUGCAGCACAGGAAGGAAACUUCACGGAUUUCAUCAUUUUUUCGGUCAUGAGCUAACCUCAUGUAAGUGGUACCUGUAAUAAUAACAGUAUAUCACCAUUUGAAUCAAGCUAUGUUUAUCUGGCUCUCAGAUAGAAGUAAAAAUCACAGUCUUCCCCCUUCAUCCCCAUGGUGCUGACAAAGAAGAUGGUCAGCUUAGGGGCAUCAUUUAUGUUAUGUCUGAAGGGUGAGAUGGAGAUAGCCAUAAAGGCCACUGUGGUGUAAAGGAAAUUGUGGAGGCUUUUUCCACAUCAGAGCAAGGUGUUUUAUUCUCUACAUACUGACAUUUAUGCACUGAAAAGGGGCAAAAUAAUUUAUUUUUCACAAGCUGGUCAAAGAAGCCAACAGCCAAUCAAAUGGCUUGUAUUGCAUUUUUCACAUUUGGGGAAAAGAUGAAAAGUCUUUCCAUAUGGUAUUUACACACUUGUCAGUUUGUAUCAGAAUCUAACACAUUUGAUUUCUGAUUCCACCAUCUCAUGCAUAAACACCAAAGAGGCAAACUUCAUAUGAAGUAUUUUAUAUGUAUUACAUGAUGAGUAUUUUGAAUCUGUGAAGUGAGAAUAUUAGCUUGUCAAGUACAGUGAAGUUUGAAGUAUUUGAAAGAGUAAGUUGGAUCAAUGGUUUUUACCCUCAGGUUUUACACUUAAGCAGGAUAGUGCUCAAUCAAGCAAAUUCACCAGUGGUGACUCUUAAUGACUGUUUCACAACAUUUUCAUAGCAGUCAACUUUCUUGUUAUUUAACAGUGGAGCUGUUAGAAGAGGCUGAUAACAAUGCUUCACAGGAUCAACUGGCAGAGUAAGUUAUCACAAAGUUGCUAAACACCACAACAGACUGAGGCUUGUUCUAGGAUGACGAUGUUUAUUAAAUGUAUAUCUUGUUGACAUAAAACACCAGACUAUUACUAACAUCAAAUGUAUUUGAUGGAUAUACUAAAACAAUGGUCCAGUUAUCAAGAAUAAAUAAAAAAUACUAGUGAAAUAUAGAAAUGUCAAAAUUGCCUAUGGUAUGGAUGGGAAAGAAACUUAGAAUUUACUUCAGAAGUUAUAAACUAAUAUGCUGGCUUGUUCACUUGAUUGCUAAUGAAACAUACUCAGAUACCUAAGUAGCAAUAUACUUAAAUAAUUUUGUAGUUAGAAAUGUGCUAGCAUGGUGCAUAACCAAUGGUUCUAUCCACGUCUUCUGACUUGCUUGCCAUAUAUAUUGCUCUGACUUGCUUGCCAAACAGAUUGCUCAAUCUAACCUACUAGUACCCAGUCUGAACUUCACAGUUAUCAAUGUCUAGAUUCAUAUAAAUGAGAUAAAUAGUCACAUCAAUAAAGAAGAGCAAUUAUUAGUUAAUAAUCUAAUCCAUACUCAAUCAACCUCUGGAAUUUAAAAAUCACAUUUUCAUCUUUCUAUAGGAAUAGCCAGAAGCAUGAUAAUAAGAAAGAAAAACAACUCCAUGAGGAAAACUCUAACAUUGCAUCAAAUCAUUCAUUGCAAACGUCAUCUAAAUCAGACAGAGGCUUUGGAGACAGAGGAGUAGCAAAAGCAUUUGCAGAUGCUGGUAUUGGGAUCAAUUCAAAAUUAGGAGUAAAAAAGACAGCUGUGUCCAGUGGAUCUUUCUCCAGAGAUGUGAGCGAUGAAGGAGACAGUCUACUGAAAAGGCACCCUAUUGUAGCAGAGAAGUGUAUGUACUCUUCACAAAUUUCUCUGCCUGGCUAGUGUUAGAUUUACCUUUCAGACAUGUUAUCUUUACUUUGGUGAAGAUCAGAAAUAACUCGAAAGUUAUAGAUGGCAUGUUAGUCUGUUACAGGUUGCUCCCUGCCAUUUUGGCAGGUUUCCCUGACAGGCUGCUGGCAUGUAUUUAUAGGCGGGGUAAAAUGGGGACCUGUUGACAUUUCAUGCACAUAAAUAAUUAGAGAUAAUGCAUCACGAAAAAUUGGAUAAACAACUUUAAGGUUGACUUAUUGCAAAAGGAAAAAAGAAUUCACUGUUCAGGGCCCAGUUGUUCAAAGGCCGAUUAGCCCUAACCCAGGGUUAAUUCUAAUCCAGCUUUCUUUAUUUCUUUGUUCAAAAAUCUUUUAGGGAAAAUUUUCACUAUUCUUUUUAGAACAUCCAAUGAUCAAAUUGCAAGCAACAAGAUUUGAACUGAAUUUUCUCCUAAAGUUUUCAGCCCUGAAAUCAAAUUUCACAUUAACCCUGGGUUACCUUAACCCAGCUUUGAACAACCCGGGCCAGGGGUUUUAAUUUCUUAUUUUCAUAAGUCAUGAAAAUUAAAAACAGUUAAUCUCAAAUCACACAAAAAUCCCUUUUAACCCCUUUCUCUAUACUCACGGGUGAGGUAGGCACUAUAACAGUAACACAGAAUGACCUGGCCAGAUCUCCAACCUAGACCACUUGGCCUGGAGUCCAGUGGCAAAAAGUGCAAAGGAGGGGGCUGAUGGAGGUUUUUUCUUUACUCUGAUAUAGUUAAUUUCAAAGAAAAUAGGCAGAAACUUUAUAUCUAUGUAUUUGCAAUAUUUAGACAGGCUGGCUCAAAGCUAUUUAAAUGGGGGUCUGUUUAAACAAUAACAAGGCCAGACAACAACACUGUGAGCUAUGUUCCCUACUUUUUGUGAGAAAUGUGUGGGUUCUUUAACAUCCCUUGCUAAUAAGUACAGAGAGGAAGCAGGAGAUGGGGUCUACAGUUUAUCGUCCUUACCUGAGAAGACUGGAAUGUCUAGUAACCAUUUUGCAGUGUCAAAGCAAAGGCGGCACAUUCUCCUCAGCUAUUUCCAGACCCUCAGUGUUGUGUAAAAAUACUUGAUAUAUACCCUUCGUAAUUUUGUUUUACCCAAUGUAAAGAAUGAAGAACAUUGUAAUCCUGUAACAUGAUUUAACAAGUCACUUCAAUUUUUCCAUUUUAGAUCUUUCUGAUGCAACACUUGAUGACGAAGUAAAGGAGAACACAAGUCCUAAUGAGCUCCCUGAUAUUGUGCCUAUUGAUUCAUUUGGGAAGUCAUUUGAGGAAGCAGUAAGUGGUAGUGCUUGUUUUGGAAGCCCUUUCACUCCCUAGUGUUUUUCAGAAGUGAAUUUUGCCUUGCUUUACAUGUUCUUGCAGAAAAACAAUAAAAUAAUAACUUAGAAACAUAAUUAACUAAGGGAUAUUUGUUUCAUUAACUGUGCCUGAUAAUGUACGUGGAAAAAUUAUGUGCCUCUGAUUGGCUGAAAACAUGUGCAUUCUCCUGUAAUAUGAGUGCAAAGUUGUAACACAAGCAAAUUACAGAUAGCAUGCUCACACUUUCAAAAUUUUGUUUGUUUUGACUCUCUGUGAUGUUUUUUUCACACACAUUAUUAACAAGCAACAUGAUUUCUUCAGCAAUUUGGUGUAAUAAACACUUGCAAAUUUUUCAAAGACUACAAAUUGCUUUUGCCUUACAGGCGAAAGCAAUUUGCACUUUACAUCAAAUCUACACCAAAUUGCUCUUGAAAUCGUGUUAUUGCCAAUACAAAUUUUCAGAUCUUUUUUUGUAUUUUAAAUCACCAUGUUUGAAGAUGUGUAAUCUUGAGCUCAUCAAUAAAUAUAAUUCUUAAAAAGAACUGACUUCAACUCAAAUUUUGUAGGUAAAAUUCAUCAGCAGACAGCGGGUUAUUGGUGUUUGCUGUGAAGGUGUAAAUCUCGGAAGGCUUGGAAAACUUUGCUGGCUGGUGGUAUGUGUACUUUUUUGUGUAUUAAAUUAUUGGUACUAAAUUUUGUGGGUCUUAAAUCUCACAUUUGUCCCAAUGGUAAGACAAUUGCAAAAUAAAAGACGUGCAGAUAAAAAUCUUCGUGAAAUUUAAACCCACAUAGAAAAUUCAAAUGACAAGUUCCAGAGAACAUCUUUUGAGCAGUCGUCAAAUGUUAACUCUUUAACUCCCAUAAGUGACCAAGACAGAAUUUCUCCUUACAAUAUCAUUACAAUAUCAACCAGAUGAGUGAUGAGAACAAAGAAAAAUAUCAAAUUGGGGAUAAUUAGUUGAUUUGAUACUAAAUUCUCUGAACUAACAUUAUAAUAAUUGUAUGGUUGACAGUAAAGAGAAUUACAAAUUUGAUCUUUGAGUUAAAGGGUUAAGACAUUUUUGAAAAAUAUAAUGAAGUUAAGAACACUUGAAUUGCAAAAUUUAAUGCCCUUUUUUUUCCUGUAUGAGUAUUAAAAUCGCAAAUCUUAAACCGCACAAAAUAAUGUCUCACCAAAGUUACAAAAUUAAUUAGCUGCAAAAUUGAAUACUGAUAAGGUAUAAGUAUCAGGUAAUAUUUACUAUCUUUGGUUUAAUAGUGGAUCUAAUAACAUCAUCACAUUAAAUUGUCUCCCAUUAAUGGUGUUAUUCCUGCAUUCACUCAUUUGUUUUCAUAGUUAUCAAGCAGAAUCAUGCUGCUCUUUUCUGGGUGUAAAAAUUCAAAAUUCAGGCAGAUGUUGUAGCCUAACAGGUGGUUAAGUGGACUUCAGGUCAAGAGGUCUGGGUUCAAGACAUGAUAGCAACUCUUUUGUUGCCAAUUUACAUUAUCAACUCAUUUGAUAAGACCAAAUUGUAUCUGAGUAACAGUAUGCUGAAUCAUGGCUGUGGCAUCAGAGGUUUGGACCGCAUUGCUCAAGUGUGAACUUCACAUUUCCAAUUAACAGGAUUAACGAUUACAGGACUUUUGCAUGCUCAUGAUAUAGUCUUUCUUUAAGAUCUACAAUCUAGAUUCAACCACUUUUGAGCUUAAAUACCUUGCAUUUAGGCAAUUGUGUGCAUCAUUGUCACAUUCUUUCCAUUAUAAAUCAAAUUUUUUGGUAGUCAUUAUGACAGCAAGAGGGUAACAUUUUCCUGUUCUUUGUCAGAUUGGCUGUAGCAGAGUAAUUUACUUGUUUGAUGUUCUUACUCUUGGAGCUCCAUGUUUUGAUGAGGGAUUACAGGACAUUCUUGAAAGUGGAGACAUACUGAAGGUAAGAGUAACAAUGAGCUCGUAAUAAUUCCCUUGCAGGCGUCGGUCAAAUUGUUCCGUUUAACCUGUUGUUAUAAGAUAACGCUUUUAUACUGUACACACAGCCUCGAAAUCAUUGCGAGAAAGGUGAUACAGUCGUAUCCUUAACCUGAAAAAUAAUUAAAUUCUUCUUUACAUGAGUAAACAACCGAUCAAAUUGACUGGCAGUCAAAGAAGUUUUUUAGACAAAGGUAAAAUUUCCGCAAGUCCCAUACUAUUGUAAAACAAAUCUGUUUUCCCAAUGGCAAUGUAAUAUUUUUGUCAUUGUUUUCUCUAUCCAAGAACUGAGUGCAUAAUUUAGUAUGGGGCUGAGCGGAAAUUUUACCCAGACAAAACUUAUAUUUGACUAGCCUGCAGAGCAGGCGUAAUUUUGGCGAGCGAGUGCUUAGUAUUUUCUAAGCGAAAACUAUGACCGCAGCAGCGGAAGGCUGGAGAGAGAAAGAAAUUUGUACCAAAAGGGGGUGAGCGAAAGUAAAAAAUAAGGAGAGGGUGGGGCUGGGAGAGUGAAUAUUAAGCGUUUUUUUUUUGCCUUUCCCCGCACCCUCCCUCCACCACAGACUCUAACUCCAAAUCAAACAUGGCCGGUUGAAUAAACGAUCGCGAGCUUCUUAACGUUAACUCGCCCUAAUAAGACGCCUGAACUGCAGGCUAAUAUUUGACCGGACAUUGUACAUUGACCAGCCGUUAUUUCCCUGGUGUCUAAAGAAAAGAUAUGAAGUAUAAAUUUCUUAAGAUUUUCAACUGCUUUUAGCACUAGAGAUGCUUCAGGUUAGUGGUAUAUCCUUUGGACUCCAGGCCCUGAUCAUUCGAAAGGUGGAUAACACAUUCCAUCGGAUAAACCUCUAUUUAGUAAACAGCGCAGCACUUAUUCGUUGGUUAGCAAUUUAUCCAUUGGGUAGCGUUUUCGUCCCUCUUAACAACUAGGCCUAGAUUAGGAAGUCUAGGUUGAAGCCCUGUCCAGAUUAUUGUGUCUUGUUUUUUGGCAAACCAUUUAACUCACACAGUGCCUCUUUUCAACCUUCUUAAAAUUCUUGUGUUGCUUUGUUUUGUAUUUCAGGUAUUUCACGACUGCAGACUGGCCAGUGAUGCACUAUUUCAUCGGUAUCAUAUCCACCUGAUGAACGUGUUUGAUACUCAGGUCUGUAGGGUGUUUAUUCUUGCAGUUUUAUUAGUCAAGUGUCUACAUUUACUGAUUCAUGGUGUAUUGACAAAGAAUUUGUCAUAACAUUAUGUUAUGUCAUUUAUUGCAUAACUUGCAUUUGUUGCAAAGAGGUAUAUUUGGGCGAAACAGGAAGACGACCAGGCGAGCGAUUCCGAAAACAACCUUGUGACCUAGAAAGGAAAAAUAAAGACGCAUCCAAACCAGUCGCUAGACAGUCCAAAGUCUUUCCUUACAUAUAGUCAGUUCGGAAGCCUAUAGAAUAAAAACUUAUCUUUCAAUUCGGCACUCUUAAUCCCCAAGGUAUCAACGAACGCUUUCCAUUCAACUAAUUUAUUCUUGUUUUUCACGCUACCGUGUUUCCAGCAGUAGCAUAACUCUAUUUUUCGGUACAUAAACCAAAAACAACCCACAAUUCCUCAAAUCGCUUUGACGAAUGGCUGACACUCUGACGGUGGCUAAUUUAAAUUUUGUACGUAAUUGAUGAAAAAAAUUUUCUUCGAAAUGUUAUGACAGUUCGUUACUCCUGUAGGCGAAACAUGAAAGAGAUUACUUUUUUUAUGUUUUGACAGGUGGCGGAUGCGAUUAUUUACAAGAAUGAAAGAGGAGGAGAGCUACCCAGGUAAAAGCUUACUUCUAGUCUUAAAACUCUGACAGAAAACUGGUGGGUUAGCAUAUUGUAUAGAUAGUAAAAAAAGAACGGUUAGAUUGUGUCGAGUACAAUUCAGUGAGUAGUUCUGUAAGUAAUUGCUCGAGUCUGCCGCGCAAAACACAUUUGAAAUUGUCAAAUCUUAAAAUAUCUAUUAGUUAGAACGUGCGCUAUGAUUGGUCAAUUUGGCGGGUCGUAUUUUCCUGUACGGCUCGCUAGAUUCAAAAUGUUGUUCAAAGUGAGAUCUUCUCCCCUCUCUUUGAACUCAAAGAUACAAUUUCUUACUAACCUCGUUUUCGCGGUCCAUACAGUAAGUUAGAGAACCUCGUUUUCUCCGUUCGUGUUUAUGGCUUAAGUGCACUCGGUUCGUAAGUUACAAAACGAACCUCGAUCUCGGUUAGUAAGAGGUGUAUAAUCACUUCCUGAGUUGUCCAAUAUGGCAUCCAGUUUCUACAUAAUUACAUCAAUAACGGACCUCGUGGCCAAGAUCGUAUUUCAUAAUCUCUGUUUAAUGAAAAAAGGAAGGGUUUAGGAUCCGACCAUUUUUUCCACGGUAAGAAAACACGAAGAGAACUUCUAAUUGUUACAUUACAAGAUGGCAACAAAGGGAUUAAUUAACAAUUUUGUUUUUACUUCUUAGAUAUGUUAAUGGACUAGUGGCCUGUUUGUAUGAAUACUUGAACUUGUCACCUGAGAAUGUGUCCUUCCAGAAAGUGCGACAGAAAUUUAUGAAGGUAUAUUACAUGUAUUACUCUUGUCCAGUAGACUUUAAAAACAAGCAAACUCCCUAAAGUGCAAGAAAACGCGGGCGACCAGGUCUUGAUUGGUUGUAGUUUUGCAUUUGAUUGGUUGAGAAGCGGUCACUUAAAGCGAAACCACUCAAAUACAUUCAAGUAUAAUCUCUCAAGUCAGAUUUAUUUCAUGUUCAUCUCCCGAAAUCGAUAGUGGCACUUUGAGUUCAUAAGUCUGGAGCGCAUUGCAAAUAAUCUUUCUUCGUUGGACUGCUAGGAAAAAUAAUACGCACGAACAUCACACAACUCAUUUGCUAGUCAACUUGUUUGAAAGGGUCACCCCACCAUUCCUCAUGGAAUGGAAUGAAGGCCCCCCCCCCCCCUUUAGUUUUUUUCGUUUAGAGAGAUUGGAACGCUGUAUUUCUUCAAACGAAAAAAUUGAAAAAUUAUUGCAAAACGUAUUAUGAUCAGCACUGCUACUGCUCACUUUGAAGCGUUUUUUUUUUUUCACUCCGGUUAUAAGCCCCCUUGGAUAUAAGCCCCUACGUCUACAAGCCCUCCCAAAACCCCUUACAAAGUUAUAUAUUAAUCUAAGGACUUAAAAGCGGCAGUUUAAGGUAGUUCAAAUCAGCAGCUUGUGGGUAUAUGGCUAAUAUGUCUUCCAGUUAUUUCUGCUAUCAACUGGAACUUACUUGGUAGACCUAAGAGUAUUUUUUAACGUACCAUGCUUAAACCAUAUUAUUAAUAUUGAUUUCCUUUACAUCUUUUUAAUUUGAUCAUUUAGACAAAUGCAUCUGUUUGGGCUGUAAGGCCUGCUCCAGAGGCUCUUGUAGAUGCCGCCGCUAAGGUAGGCAAUGGCAUCUUAAGCUGAGUAUAUUUCUACAUUAAUGAAAAUACCACGGAGAGAGAUUCCUGUAAAACGUUGGUGCUAAAGGUUCUCUUUUCAUGGUACGAUUGGAGCGCUCUAUGUGUAGGCGUUGUGGGACUAAAACCAAAGUGAUCACAGCGGCCAAUCAUGACCAAGAACAAUAUCUUAAGGAGCCAAUGAGAGCUAUUAGUUGAUACAUGUGAACUGCCUGAAGCACGGGAAAACUUGAAUGACCAAGGCGCGAUUGGUUUUAGCUUUCCAUCUGAUUGGUUGUGAGAGGGAUGCGGUUAUCUUGACCAAUCACAUCGCAAAGUAAUGCAAAAAUGAUUAUCAAUCCCUGGUCAUUUUCGAUAUUCAAUUGGACAUUUCACUGUUUUUUCCAUUUUUUAUAUAUAUGUACAUUUGUAUUUUUUUUGUCUUACCAGCAUGUCAUGUAUCUAAGGGAGCUGCGGCUUGCUCAAAUGGAGAGACUAAUGGCAGAAUUUCUUUAUGGCGUCGAUAUUUAUCUGAGUAUUGCUCGAGAUUCCAAGGAGCUGAACCCCAAGGUAACAAGAAAAUAUGCGAUUUUCUUUUAGAAUAUAUUAAAAAAGAGAACUAAUCGAAGGGAAAGUGCAACCGUCAGAAGUAAUUAACUCACAAAGACCACAACUUCACCGUCCAAUAUCAAUAUCAACCAACCUCGGAAACAGGGGAUGAGCAGAGAAGGAUUAUGGAGGUUUUGCCCAAUUGCAAGUUUGCUCCCUACCGCCAUUGCGAAAUCUCUCCGCUGAAGUAAGGCAGGUUCGCCUCCACCUCCGACAGUUCGCCCCAAAAUCAAACCUGGCAGCUAUGAUGCCAAUUGCGCAUAUGUCGUUAGUUAUGUUCGGUCGUGUCCACCAGUUAGUUAGGACCAGGGCGCGAUUUGUGUAGAAGAGGUAUCCCUAGUAGCUUCAUAAUAGAGGAGAUCAGUAUCACAAGUUUAGCUUAGGGAAUUGAAAGACGUUCAAACAUUAUUUAUUCUCGCGCUCUUUAUUGACCACGCUCUUUCCAGGUGAAAGGUCAGCUGCUCCCUGCAAAGUUCAAAGAACUGAACCAUUUCAACUACAGACAUCGGUCGAGACGAUAUGAUGGUGACUUCCAUGAAGAUGCAAAAGGAGUCGUACCAGAGGACGUGCUGGCCAGUCGGGAGGCCUGGUGCGAAGGUGAUCAGUUCACGCAUGCCUAUGAGAAUAAAAAGGGGCGUGUGAAGGAAACUGUCAACUCUAUCUCCGUUCCCUUGAACAGACUGAAAGAGAAAUGGCGCGAAAGCGGGAGUGAUUCUGACGCAAGUAACGUCACUUCAGAAAGCAAUGGAAGCAGCAUGGAAGCAGCAUUACAGAAUCAAGGCGCUGCUGCUCCUGCUGUCAAGUCGUCUUCUGUUUCAAUUACAGCCCGCCCCCAGGAAAUAUUCAUAGAAAAAGACUUUCCACCACUGAGCAGUCGUCAAUCCGAGGGACCUGGGACCUUUCCUCGACAAAAGGAACAAAAUCGUCUAGAUUUGCAAGCCGAUAGAAGAAUGGAAGAAACCGUAAGAGAGACAGCCCAUGCUCUUGGGCCUGGACUACAAUCUAAUUCUGCUCAGCCACCAAGUCUCUUACUCCAACGUGCUAAUGCGCUUUUGAGGGAAUCUGCAUCCUUGCCUGGCCGCGGGCGGGCGGGAGCUUUGUUACGGCACGCCGCUCUCCCGGAAGUGAGAUUGCCCGGUGGAUCGGGAUAUUAUCACCACGAGGCAAGUGGUGCCGAUCGCUACGACGCAAACAGAAACGAAUUCCACUUUCCAGCUGAUGAAGAACUCCUCGCUGCUCCGGAGGUCGUUCCAGUGCCCAACCAACACCUUGUUGGGGGAACAACAGUGAGGAUCAGAAAGACUUGACACGAUUUAUGUUGCGUGACGCGUGACCUAAAGGUUGCCGUUUGUUGCGGAACGCGUGAUCUAAGGAGUGAAGGUUACCAGGAAAGGUUUUUGCCGUAGGACAAUAGACGUUUUUCACGUCACUUGUGCAUUACGCGCAAGGUUUUGCAGUUCUGCAUUGGAAUUUCGAAAGAGAUUUGUAUUGAGUACGAGUAGAAAGAAUGUUUUACUCUUAACUGAAUCUCGCAGAAAUUUUUUCAAGCAAGGGCUGUUAGGAGCUCGUUACUAGCGUUCUAUGAUACUAAAACUGUUUCUAUCAGCGAACGAGAAACGUCGUAAAUGUUUUUGAAUGUGUAUCAAAUCAAUCACAUGUCAGGCUUUUUAUGUUCGAGUCGAUACCACUCAAAAACAUGGUGAUGAGGAAGAAUUCUAAACUUGGAGUGAUGUCCAAACUACCGAGAUCUUCUCUUGAUAGAAUAUCAACACUUAUUUACUCGGCGAUGUUUCCUUAAAAAUUCUCUCAACCCAGUUCCAAGAUCACACCGUUAGGGCGCAGAUCGGAGAAUCGAUGACAUUUCGGUGGAUCAAUGACGAGAUCCAAGAAUGCGGACAAGUGACUCAGUUGUUAGUCAUGCGACUUUAUUAAAGUAGCCUCUUUGUAAAAUUAGACUACCAAAAAGCGUUGGAGAACUUUUGUGCUGUAACUCAUCUUUCUGGUUAGGAUCAACGCCAGUAGUCGUAUGACUGAAGGAACCUAUCCAAGUCGCGGUGUCAGUCAUUGCGCUGGGGCCCGGGUUCGAGGCCUGGCCGGGACAUUGUGUUGUGUUCUUGGGCGAGACAUUGGAAUGGGUACCGGAAUUGUCGGGGAACCCUGAUGUAAUGCUGGGGGUAGCCUUAGGAUGGACUGGCAUCCCAUCCAAUGGGGAGUAGUAAUACUUCUUGUCGCUUCAUCCCAUGGAGGAAACCGGGAUAAGCUCUGGCUGGACGGGACACUUGGCUUGACAGACUUUCUACUUGUAAAACGACUAGGACUGUUGCUGCAUUUCUACAGGGUUACAGUUUGCUGGUACCCCUGAAUACUUCUGGUUAGAGAAAGGCGUUGAGGAAAAACGUACCCAUUGAACCAGGUUUGGGCUCGAACCCAGACACCUCGCCGUGCUCGUUCCAGUUUUACGUGGUGACAUGACAGCCAAUAGGCAACUGCAUUCUUAAACCUAAACGAGGAAAGAAUUCGAAAACUCGGAAACCUUCAUUUAUUGUUCAACCCUUUUUGGUAGUUUUCGGGGGCUUUGUAAUGUCUAUGUUUGACUAGUUGUGAUAAGUUUAUGUCUGUUAGUGAUAGCUGUAAAAUUAUGCUGAACAGCUUUGAACAGCUUUGCUGAUAUUCUCUCGGGUCGUAUCAGCCACUUAUGAAAUAGAGCGAGCGCUCCCGAGGCAGCCACGAGAGCACGAGAUAAGCGAAAACGAGAGGUUUGGAUCGAGUCGCAAACCCAAACUUCUCUCGGUUUUUUUUCUCUCCUCUUGUGGCAAAAAACAAGUUGCCUAGUAUAGCAGUACUCAGCAAUUGUCAGUGUUUUCAAUAACUACUUAUCAGCUUUUCGGUGUGCAAACUAAUAAUAAAAAGAAGUGUGUCUCAGUUUUUCCGUGCGCUGCGAAACCAAAGGAACUUCACUAUACUAAAUCCAUACCAAUCUAGACAGAGCAAGUAACAAUAUAUUUUUACCGUCGAGAUCGGAAAAUUGGUCAGUGCCUUAUGC